AUGAGGAUCAUAGGUAUUGCUGCCCUUCUCGCCAUCAACAUAGGGUGGGUGCAUGGACAUCCCCCGUCAAUUCGCGCUCUUGGAGGCAACGUCGUGAUUCGGAAGUUUGCCACGGGAAGCAACACCUUUGUUGACACCACUGUCGCUAUCGAGGUGGACGGAGAUCAGACACUCGAGUCUCUUAAUCGUUCGUUUUCGAUCAUUCCCACGUUGGUACCCCAUGCACGUGCUGACCUCUUUGAACGAGAAGCGCUGAGCCAUCCACGAGCUAUACAGAUGAUCUCGACGACAUCCGACGCAAGCUAUGUCACCUGCGGGUAUACGUGCGGACAUCGAGGCGCCGUAGACGGCAAGACGGUGAUCUGCGGUUCGACCACCAUGAAGUUUGGCGCGGCAUCUAAUGUCCUCGACGCUUCUUGGGUGGAUGCGGUCGACAAAGCCACCUGUUUCGUCAGUGCCACCGAUCCAACAGUGUAG
Messenger RNA from Fonsecaea erecta, 477 nucleotides. RefSeq lists its product as hypothetical. The transcript has a single exon. NCBI's taxonomy places the organism in Eukaryota, Fungi, Ascomycota, Eurotiomycetes, Chaetothyriales, Herpotrichiellaceae. The record is from RefSeq and is a predicted model, not a curated record. Bases 1 to 477 code for a protein of 158 amino acids.